Euleptes europaea (tarantolino) is the source of this 1761-nucleotide messenger RNA. RefSeq names its product trehalase (gene TREH). The record is from RefSeq and is a predicted model, not a curated record. NCBI's taxonomy places the organism in Eukaryota, Metazoa, Chordata, Lepidosauria, Squamata, Sphaerodactylidae. Gene Ontology annotation, biological process: trehalose catabolic process. The transcript has 15 exons. Gene Ontology annotation, molecular function: alpha,alpha-trehalase activity. Bases 1 to 1761 code for a protein of 586 amino acids.
AUGCCUUUCCCAGCCUGGUGGGUACUUCUGGGCAUCUGCAUAGGUGUGCCGGGGCAGCAAGCAGUGGCAGGCAGUUUCCCACCACCUUGUGACAGCCAGAUCUACUGCACUGGGGAGCUGCUGCGGCAGGUCCAGAUGAAGAAGCUUUUCACUGACGACAAGCACUUUGUGGACCUGCCCCUGCGAGCCAGCCAAGAAAUGGUCCUGCAGGACUUCCAGCAACUGGUGAAUGCAACGCCGGGCGGGGCUUUGUCCAAGCAGCAGCUGGAGGAGUUUGUAAAGACGCACUUCUUGCCCCAUGGGCAGGAGUUUGAGCCCUGGGAGCCUUCAGACUGGACACGCAGCCCAGAGCUGCUCGGACUCAUUUCCGACCAGAGGCUGCGGUCCUGGGCCCAGGAGCUGAACGCCAAGUGGAAGCUGCUGGGUAGGAAGGUCAAAGCCGAUGUGCAGACCGACCCAGAGAGGUACUCCCUGAUCUACGUGCCAAGCCCAAUGAUUGUGCCUGGGGGGCGAUUCAUGGAGUAUUACUAUUGGGAUUCCUUUUGGGUCAUCGAGGGUCUUCUGCUCUGCAACAUGACGGCCACAGCGAAGGGCAUGAUCCAGAACUUCCUUUAUCUGGUGGAAAAAUUUGGACACGUCCCCAACGGAGGCCGCGUCUACUACCAGCGGCGGAGCCAGCCUCCCUUCCUCACCCUCAUGAUGGAGGCCUACCUGAAGCACACCGGCGACCUGGCCUUCCUCAACGCCAGCCUGGGUGUGCUGGAGGAGGAGUACCGCUUCUGGCAGGAGCAGCGGGCUGUCAACGUGACCUUUGCUGGCCAGGAGUACUCCUUGAACCACUACAGCGUGCCAGUGGGGGAGCCCAGGCCAGAGGCCUACAGCAAGGACGUGGAGCUGGCCCAGGGCCUGCCGGAAGGCAGGCAGCAGGAGCUGUGGUCCGAGCUGCAGGGCGCGGCCGAGUCGGGCUGGGACUUUUCUUCACGCUGGUUCCUGCCGGGGCCCCCUCCCCUGCCAGCCACACUGCAGGACACGCAGACCAGUGCUGUCGUGCCCGUUGACCUCAAUGCCAUCCUGUGCCACGUGGAAGCACUUCUGGCCAACUUCUGCACCCGGCUGGGAGAUGCUGCAAAAGCUGCCCGGUUCCGGGCUGCUCACCAGCAGCGGGUGGCUGCUGUGAGGGCCGUCCUGUGGCACGAGGGCACCGGCACCUGGCUGGACUACAACCUGCAGCGCCACCAGCAUAACCAGGCCUUCUACCCAUCCAACUUAACCCCGCUGUGGGCCGAGUGUGGCUUGGAGGGUGCCGCCAUGGAAAAGGCCCUGCGCUACCUGGAGAACAGCCCAGCACUGUCCUAUUCCCACGGGCUGCCCACCUCUCUGGCUCGCACGGGGCAGCAGUGGGACUUCCCAAAUGCAUGGGCCCCACUCCAGCACAUGGUGAUUGCAGGUCUGGCCAAGUUGCCAUCCUCCCGGGCCCGAGAGCUGGCCUUCACCUUGGCUCAGAACUGGGUGAGAACCAACCUGGCUGUCUAUGAGACGCACCAGGCCAUGUUUGAGAAGUACGAUGUCGAAGGUGACGGGACCCCAGGUGCCGGUGGGGAAUAUGUUGUUCAGGAGGGCUUUGGCUGGACAAACGGCGUGGCUUUGCAGCUCCUGGAUCUCUACGGCAACCGCCUCACUGCAGCGGGCUCUGCCCUGCCUUGCUCCUGGGCCUGGAUCGGGGCCUUCCUUGUACUGUUCCUCGCACAGCAGCCUUUGUGA